Messenger RNA from Ruditapes philippinarum (Manila clam), 7071 nucleotides. RefSeq lists its product as uncharacterized. The record is from RefSeq and is a predicted model, not a curated record. The coding region runs from base 462 to 6305 and encodes 1947 amino acids. Lineage: Eukaryota; Metazoa; Mollusca; Bivalvia; Venerida; Veneridae. The transcript has 33 exons.
GGUGGCACCGCAUCUGUCGCAGUGAUAUAAACAAACGAUGUUAAUCGCAUACUAAUUCUUACACAAACGGUUCACGUCAUUGUGGAUUACCUGAGGAAAUCAAAGACACACACUGCACUCGCUGUCGUAACAAAAUACCAUUUUCCGGUCAAAUUUUAUUUAACUAGGAGUUAUAGCGGAAACAAAUUUGAUAGUUACAAAUCUGUAUUAUUGAGAUGUAGAAUUUUUCUGCCGCUCUUUUACUGUAAAAUCCAUAUUUAUUAGACUGAAGUGCGUUGAGGUAAAUCAACUUUAACCGUCGCCUGGCAGGUGACAGAUUCCCGAUUUUUCUUUUUACAGAGACUUUAAAGUGUGAAAAAAAUUGUCGAGUUUUUUGUUUCAUUGAAACUUUCCUUACAUAGAACUGAUUUCGUAAUUUAUAACGGACGAAACAAAAUGUAGACACUGAUAAACCACGGUAAAUGUCGGAUGAGAUGACUGACGAAAUAAAAAUGAUGCAGAAAGAAAUUGUAAGGACUAUUGUACUUCUGUAUGCAGUUGGCAUUUUGGCGAAUGCUGAAGAAAACAAAUGCCCUGAUCUGGUAGCGGUAUCGAACAUGAAACUGUCGGAGACUGUUGGCUGGGUAGGAGACAACCCUGUGACCAUCUCAUGUGCAACAGGUUAUGUAUUGGACACAGCAACACUGCAGAAGAAUAUCACAUGUGUGGCCGGGGGUAGUGUAGCAAUCUGGAAUGAUACACUUGGUGUAUGUCAAAAAAAAGCUUGUACAGACAUCGACGCCGUUAUUGGCUCCACCAUGACAGUUGUUGAUGGCGUCAGUAAUGAAUAUUUAUAUGGCAAUAAUGUGACAUUAGAAUGUGUAGAAGGGUAUGCAUUCAGUGUCAACAAUGAUGUAGUCACCACACAGAAAAUAAUCUACUGCGAUGAAAAUGUUAGUUCAGAAAAUGGAAGCUGGACAGACAUUGGAACCUGUGAAUUGAUAUCGUGUGAAACUCCCCCUUCUCUUGACAACUCGGUGAAGGUAUAUAACAGUACAACAUUCAACUCUACAACUGUGUACCAAUGUGUAUCAGGUCAUGGAUUCUCAGACACCCGGUUCCAUUUUACAGCCUAUUGUAAUAGUACCGCACAAUGGAGUACGCCUCUCAAACCAAAUCUUGAAAACUUUCGUUGUUCAAAAUUACGGAAGUACCUUGGCUGUUAUCAGAAUAGAGGUAUGGUUGUGUUGUCGGAGACGGAAGCUAUAAAUAGUGGCGUAAUGUUCUGUGUAGACUACUGUAAGAGCGAUAAUAAAAGGUUUGCUGCUGUUUAUAACUCGACUUGCUCAUGUGGAAACGAGCUUAUCGAGAGCAAUUCAUCACAAACUGUAGAGUGUGAUAAUAUAUGUCCCGGAUAUGACGUCACAGUGCCAUCACAAGAGGCUUUCUGUGGAGGUUCUUCUGGGGAGAUAGCCGUGUAUGCUACACUGGAUGGAUGUUACAGUUCAGUAAAUCUUGCAAAUGGACCAGAAAUUGUCACAGAAGACGUAGAGCUGACUUGCAGAGAACGUUGUCGAGGGAAAGGUUUCUCCCAUGCUGUAAUCCAGGGGGACAGCGAAUGUUUCUGCCUUAAUACAACAAACAUAUCAGGUCUUGAAACUGACAACAAUAAAUGUCUAAAUAGAACCUUCUACAGCACUACCCAGAUAUAUGAUCUAGCGAGAAAAGCACCAUACCUGAAAACGUGUCAAGAAAUGUACACUGAAGGAAUACGGAUGAAUGGGCAAUACUACCUGGAAGAAACGGACCAAAUAGAAACUUGCAUAUUCAAAGAUGGAACAGUUUGUGAUGAUGAAUGGAUUGGUUUUGAUGGUUACUGUUAUCAUUUUAACAACAAUAUUAGUAUGAAUUUUGACGGUGCCCGAGCUUAUUGUGUUUCUCUUGACGCUGAUUUGGUUUCAAUCACAUCUUCCGCGGAGUUUGACUUUCUCAAAGAGACAAGAGAUACUUUCAGUGAUUUGUGGGCAGAUGAGUCGGACCCUGCAUGGUGGUUAGGAUUUGUAGAUGUUCAUAACACAUCACUAUAUAUGUGGGUGGACGGGAGCUUAGGAACGUUCUCUAAUUUCAAAUAUGAACCGAGUGACAUAGACAAGUAUUUAGCAGGAGAUGAUAAAGAUAAAGGAUAUCAAUGGACGGAGAUGGAUGACGUCGACCAUCAUAACGUGAUGUGUAAGAAACCAAGUGGAGGACCACAUUGCGCCGACAUCGCAUCUAUAACACCAGGUUACAGUCUAGUUGAUGACUCAAUGUCUUUGACAUACUGUAUACAACUCUGUAAAGGCCAGCAGUUAGAAUUUGCUAUUGUACAAAAAUUCACUUGCAACUGUGUGGAUAUAUUACCAACAUUUAAUAUCGCUCCGAAGAAUGAGUGUUUAUCGGAAUGUCCCGGUAACAGAUUUCAGUACUGUGGUGGAGACGCAAACAAAUUCUCUGUAUUCAAUGUCAGCAAAAAACUCGCUUCAAUGUCGUGUGAGGAACUUCAACUGUUCGGAUUUGAUAAUAACACCUUUCUCCUCCAGUCAACCAACGAAACACAGAUACAACAUUGCGGGGCUACAGCAUGUCCAUUCUCUUGGAUAUUCCUAAAUGGUUCAUGUUACAAGUACAUUUUGUACGAAAAGAAUAUCAAAGAGGCAAUAGAAAUGUGUGCAGUAGAAGAUGCCUAUAUGGUUACUAUAGAAACGAGUACAGAAAUUCAAGAAGUUAUAAAUGCUGCGAAUAAUAUAGGUUUAUAUAGCACAGUAAGUUCGUGGCGAGUGGGACUUCUUGCAUUGUCUCUUAAUGGCGGUGUGUUCAGAUGGUCUAAUGGAAAAACUUUCAAGUCUGAUUACUGGAAUGAUGAAGCGCUCGGUGUUGAAGGACCUGUUGUGACAGUCUUGUCGUCUAACUUUACACUGUGGUACGCUAAAAGUGCCGUUAAUGAUAACACACGGUUCAUUUGUGAGAAAGGGAAUGAUUACAAGGGAUGUUAUGAUACAACUGGUAUGGCCUGGGAUAUUAUUAUUACCGACUAUUCUAGUAUGACUAUACAACAAUGUGUAGAGAUGUGCAGAGUAAACGCUCGAAAAUAUGCAUUUCUGAAUAGCACGAGUUGCUCGUGUGAAUCAAGCGUCACCUCUGAAAAUAAAGGUCAAUGCACAAGCGUGUGCAGCGGCCAAAACAACCAAGUAUGUGGUGGGGUGGACGUAAUGUCCGUGUAUGACGUGGACGAGUUUCCAUCGUUUGCUAACAGCUGCAUAGACUUGUUUAAUGCGGGAAUAUUCAUAUCAGGAAGGUAUUUAGUAUCCGGAACAGAACAAUUUUGUAAUUUUACAGAUGGAACUAUCUGCAGUGGUGAUGGAUGGAUUGGUUUUAAUGGGAACUGUUAUAAAUUCUUCCUGAAAAGACAGACGUCGCAUCACGAAACAUGCCGGGAUAAUGAUGCUGUGCAGACGUCACUGACAACUGUAGAUGAAUACAAUACAAUUGUGGAGUAUAUCAGAAGACUCAAUUUUGAAGGCGGCAAUGUGCGUGUUUUCACAGGAAUAACUCACGGAGGUUAUAGUUUGGAUGUGUACAUGAGUGACGAUGGUUUUCUCACUGACUACAGUCUUAUUGUUAAUAACCAUUUAGUUAACACGGACCUUUACGAUGCUAAUGGUCACGUCUCGUUUUACAUUGACCACUCUCACAAGCAUACAACUGACUGGGGCGUCCUUUGUAAAGAAAACAAGUAUAUGAUUGGCUGUUAUAUAAAGCCAUCAAAUCUGGUGCCGAUUCUUGAAAACUAUGAUUCCGUAGAGUUGUCAUUAUGUCGUCAGUUGUGUAUUGCAAUUGGGAAGAACAUAACCCUGAUUGGGUUAGAUUUUUGCGCAUGCGCAACAGAGGCAGAGUUAACUACCUUGACGUCAACAUCUGGAGCAGGGUGUAACUUUCACUGUUCGAUUCCUAAAAAUCAGUUAUGUGGAAACGGAUCAACGAUGUGGGCUUACCAUUCUGGAAUUGGAGAUUUACCAUAUGGUGAAAGUUGCCAUCAUCUGUACAAGAGUGGUAUUUUCUAUAAUAGCACUUACAGAAUACAAUCUAACGAGUCGUCAGUUUCAUUUACAGAAGCACGUUGUGGUUUUACCGAUAACACUGAAUGUCCAGCAAAUUGGUUAGGACACAACAAUAUGUGUUACAUGUUCAUCAAAACCAAAACAACUUUUGAAAAUGCUGUAAAACAUUGCGCAGAUAUAAAUGCGUACGUGUUGAUUCCGUCCAGCAGCAGUUCAGUGGAAUUUGUGAGGUCGUUUACCAACAUGUCCGGAUUAUUUGUGGACAAUAUCUGGUGGAGUGGCAUCAUGCCCAUUCUCUAUAAUAUUUCUUAUAUAUCAUCAAAUGGAAGACUUGUCGACGUUGAUCAUUUGAUCAGCAGCAACAAUCUCCCGCAGACGCAUUCUGUACUGAAUACUGACACAUUGACACUGAGAGCAAAUGUUCACAAUAAACAACAAUUCAUAUGUCAAAAGGACAAAGAUUUUCUUGGCUGCUACCGGACCAGUGACGUCCCAGAUGCGCAAUAUAAAAAUCUGUCAGGAAAUUCUCUUACACAGUGCAUAUAUUGGUGCAGUGGUCAACAUUUCAACUAUGCGGCAGUAUUUUCACAUGACUGUAUGUGUUUUCAUAACGAACCGGCUUUAACAACUGCACCUGGUAUGUGUAACAUAAUUUGUGAAGGUGGUACAUCACAGAUGUGUGGCGGAGUGAAAUCGGAUAAUACUGUGUACUAUUCCGUCUUGAAUAUCACAAACAUUUCUGGCAUCACUGGUUCCUGUCUGGAUUUGUUUAAACUUGGAAUAUGGAAACAUGGGCAGUAUACGAAGAGAAUUGAUGAGGUGGAGCCAUUUUUUGAUAGUUAUUGUUACCUUAACCCUGCACCAUUAGGCAAUAUUUUGAACAACUUGAAAUCAUUGUCGGCAUCUUCAACACUAGACGGCCACGAUGUUAAAGAUAUCAAUUUGACAUUCCCCUUUACGAAAGCAUGGAAACCAAGUAAAGACGAAAAUACCGAGUACAUCAAAAUAAUCUUAGCAGACGAACAUCUCAUAACUGGAAUUGAAAUAUCAGGUCUUCACACACAUGCUGAGCAGUCAUAUGUAAAGUCUUACACAAUUUAUUAUCGUGAUUUACUGACCGGAGUCCUUGAAAAAUAUUUGUAUAAUGGCAGUGCUGAGAUACCAAGUGGUUGUAGCGAGAGGAACGUGCUAUGUUUCCACUAUUUCUUAUCGCCAAUGGUAACCAAUGAGAUACGAUUGUUUCCAGAGAGUUGGCACAACUCCAUAUCUCUACAAAUAUCUCUUCUUGGACAACUGUACUCGGACUUUAAUCAUACAGCGACGUUUAUAGGGUGUGCGGCAGAUCCUGUCUCUACUUUUUCUGAUUACGGCUAUGAUAUGGACAUUGGGGCGUGUAAAAAAUUGUGCCGUGACAAUCUCUUCCCAUUUGCUAGUGCUAACAGUAAUGGGACAUGUUCUUGUGGACAUGGGAACUUUGAUAACGGUUUUGUUGAAGAAUCAUCUUGCCCCUUGAAUACAAGUGGUCUUUUACGGACAAGCAACGGUAUAAACAGGGCCGUGUAUAGAACAUUCUACAAGCAUUGUGACGCUCCAGAUUUUGAUGCUGUUCUUCAUGGUAACAUCUCCUCUAUAAGUCCAAUACCUGACCAGCCAAACAUAUAUGGCUACAAGACAAAAUUGGUGUAUAGUUGUCAGGUGGGGUACGAGUUUCCUGGUGGAGAAACAGACAUAGAGUCGUAUUGUUUACAGUCAAACACAUGGAGCAAAAUAGAUAAGAACUGUUCAAUUGUAUCUUGUCCGUCGUUUAAUGUGGCAAACGGUGUCGUCAAUUUUACAUCAUUAGAGUAUGGCGGUUCAGCAACAGUCAUAUGUAAUGCUAGUUACUAUGCACCUAAUGGUAUGCCACAGAUGACGGUGUUUUGUGGACAUAAUAAAAAGUGGUCUACCGUCCCAAACUGUGCAGUCGACAACUUGAGCUUCAAACAGCAGCAGUUUACCGUUACACAUGGCACUAUUCGAGACACCUCUGUUACUAUGCAAGAGCUACGAGUACGCAGCAAGAUGGACUGUUUAGUGCGGUGUACAGAAUUGUAUUACUGUAAAGCGACGAAUUUCAAGAGUGAUGGCGUGGGUAACGCUGGUGGAACAUGUAGACUAUUUUUUGACAAUCCUAUAAGCGGCGAUCUUUCUGCUGACCCAGACUGGAACUAUAUGGUAGUCAUACCAUGAGUGUUGUCAAACAUAAAACAUGGCUGUCUAUACUGGCUAGCGAUGUGUUCCAAUUAGAGGAAUCAUUCAACAUUGUUCAGUAUAUAAUAAACUGUGUUUAGUUAUGAUUACCCUACUUUGUGCGAGAAAAAAAAAUGAUGUAUAACAACAAAACAGCAUCCAGAAAUGAAAAUAAGCGCGAAAAAAAAAACAACAACAAAAAAUAAAAAUUCCCUUCAAAUCCCAUUUUUUCUAUAAAAUAUGACUUUCCCGUAUUUUGAUGAAACAAAAACUGCUUGUUGAAUAUGUUUUUAACAUUCUUUAAGAUAUAAUUCAGGGUAAUUGGGUUUAAUUUAUCAAUGGUGAAAUUUUGUAAACAUUUAUAACACUUAAGAACAUCUGUAUACAUAGACUGUGGGUUAUCUUCUCCUGCCCAGGAAGAGAAAGAAUUACAAUGCUUAUUAUUGUCCUAAAGAGUGUUUGUUUGCUUGUUUUUAUGUCGAAUUUAAUACAAUUUUGGUCAUAUCUCAUCUGUCGGUAAACCUAGCCGGCUUUCCUGGAUAACUUAUCAGUAAUAAUUACUAAUUUCUCUGAAAUGGACCAUUUACUAGUCCAACGUGAUUUUUGAAUCAACGAUGAGAAACAAAUAUAACCAUUGUACUCAGAGAUCUAUUUAACUCAUGAUAGUUACUAUAAAUGAAAUAAUAAUAUCACAGAAUGUCUAGUAUCAUACUUUGCAUUAUUCUUCAUCUGUCUGUAUGUUUAUAUACAUUGUAAUAAAUCUGCC